AUCUUCCUGUUUCCUUCUGAGCACUGCCUCCUGUCUAGGCUUCAGCACUGCCUCAUUGAAACAAACGUGGCUGAGAUGGAAUCUUCUGCUCCUGUGACAGUCAGUCAGGCCUGUGCACCAGCUAAAAAGUCUUUUCUGCCUUUCCGUUCAUCAUCCCCUUUUUUUAGCUGGACCAAGAUCCGGCUUCCUUCAUUUAAAAAGCUCAAGCGUUCCAGUGUGGAGUCCAGCACGAUGUCCAGUUUGCAAACUGAUGAUCUUAUGUCAUCAAAAUCAAUCAGUUUCUCAAUGGAUGCCAAUCAGUGCUCCAGGAACACUGAAGAGAUGAUGCCUGAAAACACUCAAAUGAAUGAUGUUGAGGUCCAGACUGUGGAUGUCGUGUCCACAGAGGAUGAACCAUUUGGUCCCAUGAUUGACAAAAUGCUAGACGAGCUACUUGACGAAAAAGCAAACGUUUUGGAGAUGGAGUUUAACGUCAAGAUAGCUGAAUGGGCCAAGAUAAAAAAUGAGGAGAAGGUGAAACUAAAACGUAAGAUUGCCAGGGCAAGGCAGAGAAGACACAGGGAAAUUGAAAACCUAAAACUGAGAGUGAAAGUUAUGGAAAGGAAGGACAAACGUCAAAAGCAGAUGGAGAAGAAGAAGCUGAAGGAUCUAGAAAAGGAAAUGAACAAUGAAAAAUCAAAGCUUCUCCUUGAGCUGGAGGAGCUAAAACAGAAAUUGAAGAUGGAGAAAAUGGAGGAGUGUAACAGGAAGAAGAUGGAAAAUAAGUCCUUAAAAAGGAAAUUUAAAAUAACCUUCAGAUUUUGGGGUUUAAAAAAGAAAAUAUAGCAAGAAAGGCCCUUGAGAUCUAGUCUAGAGGAAGACAUUCAACCAGACUGACAUGCUCAGAAAAUCCUCAAUAAAAGCAAUGCAUUAAAAAAUACUCAAAUA
Trichomycterus rosablanca is the source of this 927-nucleotide messenger RNA. Its product is annotated as DNA ligase 1-like. NCBI's taxonomy places the organism in Eukaryota, Metazoa, Chordata, Actinopteri, Siluriformes, Trichomycteridae. The coding region runs from base 76 to 825 and encodes 249 amino acids. The transcript is spliced from 3 exons. The record is from RefSeq and is a predicted model, not a curated record.